This is a messenger RNA of Phytomonas sp. Hart1, 930 nucleotides long. NCBI's taxonomy places the organism in Eukaryota, Euglenozoa, Kinetoplastea, Trypanosomatida, Trypanosomatidae. The record is from the annotation of a GenBank genome assembly.
AUGUGGCGUCUGGUGGACGUCUUCGGCAAGGAGGCGCCGGAUUGGGUCUCGGCGAGGUUCAGGAAAAAGCUUGCAACGGCCGUCCCCGCCUUAGAGUGUCGCACCUACGAGUACUUCACCACCAGGCAGGAGCGGCAGCUCGGCACCUGCCUCCGGCUCGACGAAGGCGAGGCCACUGGCUCCACCGUCCAUCCUUCUUUCUUUGCGCGGCCCUACUCUUUAUCAUCUUCAUCGUUGACCCUGGCUUGCCUUGCGCAUGGCCGCGUGUGCUGCUUUAUCAGCCCCACGAGGGGCGAUAUCGCAAGCGAGGUGGAUCAGAACGCGCCGUUUUUAUCCUGUAGAGGCCUCGCGCUAACCCGAGAAAAGGAAACCCUGGAACGGCUCAACGCGAUUCAGAAGGCAAAAGUUUAUGAUUCACCAUUUUGGCUGUCUGAUGUCGAUUACAGGCACUAUUCUCUACAAACUUAUUUAAAAGAGAAACUGCGCUUUAAGUUUAUGGAUUCUACAACGUCCUUUGAGCUUUUUAACAGCGACGUAUCGGUGGAGAUGGUCAACGAUCGUGGAAGCAUCUGUCGUGUGGUGAACCUCGAAGAAAUCCAAGAAGUUUCACAUUCAGAGAUUCUAGGGCGGUCUUUUUAUAUAUUUCGACAGUUCACCCCCCUUAAUGUGAGGACGGGCGAGCCAUUUGAGCAUAGCAUCGAAGACCAUCUGCGCUUGGAGUCUGCUGCCAGCAAUUUUUGGUGCAGCGUAUGGGGGACCUUACAAGAUUUUGAAGCAUGUUCGAUCAAACCACUGAAAGGUGCGCUAGGGCUACACUUAAUGGACUCAAUGGGAAAUGAAGUAUUCUUGACGAACGCCUUUUGUACAGAAAACCCAUUCGGAGCUUUUUCAAGAGUUUACCCCGACAGGUUUAUCAUUUUUACUGAAUAA